Messenger RNA from Talaromyces atroroseus, 858 nucleotides. Its product is annotated as NADH-ubiquinone oxidoreductase subunit, mitochondrial. Bases 1 to 858 code for a protein of 285 amino acids. The transcript is spliced from 3 exons. NCBI's taxonomy places the organism in Eukaryota, Fungi, Ascomycota, Eurotiomycetes, Eurotiales, Trichocomaceae. Gene Ontology annotation, molecular function: NADH dehydrogenase (ubiquinone) activity. The record is from RefSeq and is a predicted model, not a curated record.
AUGGCGGCAGCACGGUCUUUGUUGCGCCUAGGGAGCAGCCGCUCUCUAGGGUCAGCCUCGAGAUCGGCAAUUCGCGUCCGCGCCUUCUCUUCGACUCAAUUCCGCGCGGUCGACAAGGAAGACCCUGUCCCGAAUAUGAGAAACGCAACACGCCCUCCUCAGGGAGAGCUUCGUGCUCCUGUGGUCAACCCAACCGACAAGCACAAGGACCAGGCGGAUGCCUUGCACAAAUACGGCCAAUAUAUCAUCUCCUGCCUGCCGAAAUACGUCCAGCAGUUUUCCGUCUGGAAGGACGAACUUACCAUCUACGUUCCUCCGUCCGGUUUGCUUCCGGUCGUCAGCUUCCUCAAGUACCACACCGCUGCUGAGUACACACAAAUCUCGGACAUUACGGCUGUCGACUAUCCUACCCGGGAUCAGCGGUUCGAGGUUGUCUACAACUUGCUCAGUGUUCGCCACAACUCUCGUAUCCGUGUCAAGACAUAUGCCGACGAGGCCGAGCCUGUUCCCAGUUUAACCGGACUCUAUGAUGGAGCAUUGUGGUAUGAACGUGAAGUGUACGACAUGUUCGGCGUUUUCUUCUCUGGUCACCCUGACCUUCGCCGUAUCAUGACCGACUACGGCUUUGACGGACAUCCUCUCCGCAAGGACUUCCCGUUGACCGGAUACACUGAGAUCCGUUAUGAUGAAGAAAAGAAGCGCAUUGUGUACGAACCUCUUGAACUUACGCAAGCAUUCCGUAACUUUGAGGGAGGUACCACUGCCUGGGAGCCAGUUGGCAGUGGAACUGAUCGCACCCCUGAAUCGUUCAAACUCCCCACCCCCAAGCCAGAGGAGAAACCACAGGAGAAGAAAUAA